AAGAAAUGAAGACUUUUCAUGACAUGUUUCUAAUUUUAAAUGCGUGAAACUCAAAGAUAGUAAAUGAUAUAAUUGCUUUUAUAUUACUGCGAGGAAAAAGGAAUUAUAAAUCAUAUUUCAAUUAGUAAUUGCUGUGAUGUUGAUAUCAAAUAGGUGUGUUAUUUGAAACCAUAAUUGCUCGAUGUCGAUGGUCAUCAAAAAUAUAUAUAAAAGGAAUCAGGAACUUUCAUGAAUGCACAGAUGACGUACAUGUACGUGUAUCAAAGAUUUUAAAAUUAUAUUGAAAAGACGUAUGCUAUUUUCAUGAUGGAACCCUACUUCGUUAUUGUUGCGAUGUCAAUCGUUUUUAUUGAUAUCAGAAUAGAUUCACUAAAAGUGACUUUAAAAUCAGAUGACCCUAUAAAAUACGGGAAGUCAGUAGAACUCCAAUGUCUGUCUGAUAACACAUCCUCUCAGUCGUCAUGGUAUUGGUUUUCUGAAAAUAAUCUGCUGUUCAUAGAUGGCCAUGGUGAACAGAACAUCAAUAAAGCAAAAUAUAUCGAACAACAAGUUAAUGCCGUCACAAGACAGUUGACUAUUUUACAUUUUGAGGAGACAGAUUUAAAAAUGUAUAAAUGCAAGCAUGAUUUAAAAUCUGCUUCUAUCGACUUAACAUUACAGCGUUAUGGAAUAGCAUUUUCAGAUAUGAACAAUUUAUCAAAGCUGAAUAUUCGACUAGAGAGACAAGGAUACGACGAUCAUAUUGUGGUUUCCUUUAUAAAUACUUCAUCGAUUCCUACAUGUUACUAUCAUUCAAUGAAUGUCACCAUGAAUAUCACCAAAUGCAAUACAUCAGAAAAUUAUUAUCUACUGAACGGGAUGUGUCAGAUAGAGAUAAAUAAAACAAAGACAUGUCAAAGUCAGAAAAGCAAUGUAGAAGUAUCAUGUUAUUUGGGAAAAAAAAUUACCAAGACAUUUGAGAUUUCAGCCUGUACUUUACUAGAUGUUGCAGAUGAAAUCAAUAUUGCUCUGAUUACAGUUGGUUUUGUCUCAUGUAUCAUUUUCGGCAUGAUAAUCGUAUUUUUUAUUAUCAACUAUAGAAAGAAACUUUUAAAAGUUGUAGGAGGUGAUGAAGAUCCAUGCAAGCCUUGCCAGGAGGACUCAACUUCUUCAAGUAAUGGCGUGACAAGUAAAAUGUUACCUGAUUAAAGUUAUAUUACAA
Mytilus trossulus (common blue mussel) is the source of this 1201-nucleotide messenger RNA. RefSeq lists its product as uncharacterized. NCBI's taxonomy places the organism in Eukaryota, Metazoa, Mollusca, Bivalvia, Mytilida, Mytilidae. The record is from RefSeq and is a predicted model, not a curated record. Bases 304 to 1188 code for a protein of 294 amino acids. The transcript is spliced from 8 exons.